AUGGUUCUUAAUCAUAUCAUUCCUCCGAAAGCUGGUCAGAGGAAGAUUCCUUCUACUGAUGACGAAAAGGAACUAUGGUCAACCUUGGAUGCCACGGUUCUUUCGUGGAUUUAUUCUACCAUUUCUAACGACCUAUUGCACACCAUUAUCGAGCCCGAUUCAACGGCUAUGGAAGCUUGGGAUAGAUUGCGUGAUAUAUUUCAAGAUAAUCAACAUUCCCGUGCCGUUGCCCUUGAACAAGAUUUCACCACUGUCUCUAUGGAGCAUUUUCCUAAUGCCUCUGCUUAUUGUCAACGUCUCAAGUCCCUUGCGGAUCAAUUGAAGAACGUUGGCGCAUCGGUGUCGGACAGUCGUAUGGUUUUGCAAUUGGUAGGUGGUCUUACAAAACCGUACCGUGGUGUGGGUACGGUAAUCCGACAAAGCAAUCCUCUUCCUCCUUUCUAUAAGGCUCGGUCUAUGCUUGUUCUUGAAAAGGUCGGGAUGUCUAAGGAAGCAGCCACCGAAUCAGCUAUGGUGGUCAUUUCGAAUGAUGACGGUCCGAUUACUUCUGAAAAAUCGGGUCGUUCUAAGGGGAAGCAAGGUGUGCAGCACUCUGGUGGUCGCCGCAACAACGGUGGCCGGAAGAACAACAAUUUCGGUGGUGGCAGACGCGACUCCGGCAGUGACAAAGGUGGUGGCCGGGGACAGAACUCUGGUGGCCAAGUUGAGUUUGAUCCUUUUGGGUUUUCUGUGAAGGAUUAUCGAACGAGGAUGCCAAUAAUGAGAUGUGAUAGUCGAGGCGACCUUUAUCCCAUUUCUUCUAUCAACAAUCAAGCUUCCUCAUCUACUUUUGCAGCCAUCUCUCCUAAGCUCUGA
Messenger RNA from Lycium barbarum (goji berry), 855 nucleotides. RefSeq lists its product as uncharacterized. The record is from RefSeq and is a predicted model, not a curated record. Lineage: Eukaryota; Viridiplantae; Streptophyta; Magnoliopsida; Solanales; Solanaceae. The transcript has 2 exons. The coding region runs from base 1 to 855 and encodes 284 amino acids.